Adineta steineri is the source of this 1878-nucleotide messenger RNA. NCBI's taxonomy places the organism in Eukaryota, Metazoa, Rotifera, Eurotatoria, Adinetida, Adinetidae. The record is from the annotation of a GenBank genome assembly.
CAAUCACUUCCUCCCAAUCAUCCUGAUUUGGCUAAAUCCUAUAACUGCAUUGGUAAUGUGCAUUACAGCAUGGGUAAUCAUCCCACAGCACUUUCUUAUUAUGAAAAAGCCCUUGGAAUUCGACGACAAGCACUUUCUCCCGAUCAUCCUGAUUUGGCUAAAUCCUAUCACAACAUUGGUAAUGUGCAUUACAGCAUGGGUAAUGAUACGGAGUCACUUUCUUAUUAUGAAAAAGCUCUUGAGAUCAGUCAACUAUCACUUCCUCACAAUCAUCCACAUCUGGCUAAAGCCUACGGUAAUAUUGGCAAUGUGCAUUACAGCAUGAGUAAUUAUCCGAAAGCACUUUCUUAUUAUAAAAAAGACCUUAAGAUCAGUCAGCAAUCACUUCCUUUCAAUCAUCCUGAUUUGGCUAAAUCCUAUAACAAUAUUGGUGUACUGCACGAAAAUAUGAAUAAUUAUCCAAAAUCACUUUCUUAUUAUGAAAAAGCCCUUGCAAUUCGACAACAAUCACUUCCUCCCAAUCUUCCAGAUCUGGCUAAAUCCUAUGGUAAUAUUGGUAAUGUGCAUAACCACAUGGGUAAUUACGAGAAAGCACUUUCUUAUUAUAAAAAAGCCCUUGAAAUCAAACAACAAUCAAUUCCACUCAAUCAUCUUGAUUUCAUUACUUCCUACUACAACAUUGGUCUAAUGCAUAACAGUAUGCAUAAUUACCUCGAAGCACUUUCAUCUCAUGAAAAAGCGCUUGAAAUCAAACAACAAUCGCUUCCUCCCAAUCAUCUUGAUUUGGCAGUGUCCUAUCACAAGAUUGGUUCAGUGCAUGACAGCAUGGGCAAAUAUCAGAAAGCACGUUUUUACUAUGAGAAAGAUCUUGAAAUCAAACGACAAUCACUUCCUCCCAAUCAUCUUGAUUUGGCUGCUUCCUAUGACAACAUUGGAUUAGUGCAUGAAAGCAUGGGAAAUUAUCCAGAAGCACUUUCAUCUUAUAAAAAAGUCCUUGAAAUCAGACAAGAAUCACUUCCUUCUGAUCACCUUGAUUUGGCUGAUUCCUACAACAACAUUGGUAAUUUACAUGAAAACAUGAGAAACUACACUAAAGCACUUUCUUAUUAUAAAAACGCUCUUAAAAUUCGACAACAAUCACUUCCUUCCAAUCAUCCUGAUUUGGCUAAUUCUUACUACAACACUGGUUCAGUGCAUGACAGUAUGGGCAAUUAUCCGAAAGCACUUUUUUACUACGAGAAAGAUCUUGAAAUCAGUAAACAAUCACUUCCUCCCAAUCAUCCUGAUUUGGCUGCUUCCUACAACAACAUUGGUGAAGUGCAUGAUAGUAUGGGUAAUUAUUCAGAAGCACUUUCAUCCCACGAAAAAGCUCUUGAAAUCAAAGAACAAUCACUUCCUCUCAAUCGUUCCAGUUUGACUUCUUCCUACAAUAACAUUGGUGAAGUGCAUAGAAACAUGGGCAAUUAUCCGAAAGCACUUUCUUAUUAUGAAAAAGCCUUUGAAAUUCUACAACAAUCACUUUCUUCCAAUCAUCCUGAUUCAGUUAUAUCCCACGACGACAUUAGUUAUGUGCAUUUCAACAUUGGUUCAGUGCAUUUCAACAUGGGUUUAGUGUAUUACAAUAUGGGUAAUUAUCCAAAAGCACUCUUAUGUCAUGAAAAAGCCCUGGAAAUUCAACAAGAAUUACUUCCUUUCAAUCAUCCUGAUUUGGCUUUUUCCUACAACAACAUUGGUCUGGUAUAUGAAAAUAUGGGGAACUACCCAAAGGCCCGCACAUUUUAUGAACAUUCUAUACUAACUGCACAACAAUCAUUACCUUCAAAUCAUCCUGUUAUUGAAUUAUUUAGAAAUCAUCUCAAAGACGUAAAAAACAAAUAA